Messenger RNA from Acaromyces ingoldii, 1367 nucleotides. RefSeq names its product FabD/lysophospholipase-like protein. Gene Ontology annotation, molecular function: A2-type glycerophospholipase activity. Gene Ontology annotation, cellular component: cytosol. The record is from RefSeq and is a predicted model, not a curated record. The coding region runs from base 200 to 1192 and encodes 330 amino acids. Lineage: Eukaryota; Fungi; Basidiomycota; Exobasidiomycetes; Exobasidiales; Cryptobasidiaceae. Gene Ontology annotation, biological process: glycerophospholipid catabolic process. The transcript has 3 exons.
AUACAAGCGCACGUGGCACAAUGAUCGUGAGAAGAGGAGCUGGAGGGCGUCGAAGGAGGCCAACACGGUGUCGUGUUCGGGAAGCGUGGAAAUUCAAAAAACGAAGCUAGUGUGUUUCUCUGAUGCGCAAACGCAGAUCUGAGAGUCGCACUGCCGCACAGAUGUCGGCGAUUCGACACGAGACCACCACUGCUCCCUGAUGCUUGUCCUCGCGCCGCUUCUCUCGGUGGUGGUGGUGCUGCUGCUGUCGCCGCUGCAAGUGGCGUCGCAGAGCCUCGCCAACUCGGGCGCAUGCCCUGCAACGAGCGGCCUGGCGCGCGACGUGGGCCAGACGCAGACGCUGGGCGCCGGCGAGGCCGCCUACAUCGACCGGCGCACAAAGGUCGUACAGCAGGCCUGGCUCGACAAGCUCUCGGCGCUCAACCUCUCGUCGGAUGCUGUGACGGCGAUGAUCCAGAAGGACCCGCCGAGGAUCGCGUUUGCCAUGAGCGGCGGCGGACUGACGGCGACUCUCUUCAACACGGGCUAUCUCCAGGGCCUAGAUGCGCGCAACGCAACAGCGCAGGCCAGGGGCACCGCAGGCCUCCUCGACCUCUUUUCAUACAUUGGCGGCCUCAGCGGCGGCAGCUGGGCCCUGGGCACGCUCGCCCUCAACGACUGGCCGACGGUGCAGUCGCUCCACGACAACGUCUGGCAGCUCGAGGACGGCGGCCUGCCCGCUGUGCCGCCGCGGCUCAGCGCGACGGACCUCGUCUCGCCCCUCGUCGCCGCGCUCAACCAGGCUGGCCAGCUCCUCAGCGGCGUCCUCACCCCCGGCCUGAGCGUCGUCAACGUCUGGGGCACCCUCCUGGCCGGCCACUUUGUCGCGACCAGCAGCCCGUUUACCGCGCAGUGGUCCGACAUCAGCAGCACGCCGUCGUUCCAGAACGCGUCCAAGCCCUUUCCCCUCGUCACGGCCAUCGACUACCAGGGCGCAGCGCUGCGGCCCGCGGGCGGCAAUGCGACCAUCGUCGAGUUUAAUCCGUACGAAUUCGGCUCGUGGGACCCUGCCAUCGCCGCCUUUGCCAACAUCAGCGUGAUGGGCACGCCCCUGACGGGCGGCAACGCGCCUCAGGACGGCCAGUGCGUCCUGGGCUAUGCCACUGCGUGGGUCCACCUUCUUCUUGGUGCUGGAAUGCAUCGAUGGCACUGACCCCCUCUGUCCACAGCGGCUACGUCAUGGGCCUGUCGAGCGCCAUCUUCAAUAGCUAUGCGCAGGGCGCGUUCAGCACCUUUAUCAAUAACCUCGACAUUCCCUCGCAGGUCCGGGGUCUCGUCGCUGUCCUGACCAACGUGAGUGUCGCGCAAGACCACCGCGAGAGAGAGAG